AUGUCGGACGUCUCCGUAAGCGCGGAACUCGCCAAAAUCCAUCUGAAAUAUGCAGAUGAGGAGACUGCAUUGAAGAAAGCUCAAGCUGAAAUCAUAUAUAAACAGCAAUUAAUCAAGAUGGACCUUGAACUUUUAGCAGAAAAACGUGCUAUUGAAGAAAUGUAUUCUAAGGACAGCACUACUAGUUCAGAGGAUUUAACAGAUGUUAGUUCGUGGUGUUCAAGCGAAUACAUGCCAACAUCUGUGAAAGCUGAAGAGGAGAACUUUCAGUCAGUUUAUUUAUCAGCUGAGACACCAGCAUUCGUUCCUAGACACGUGGAGCCACAUGCGCCCAAACGUAUUAGAAAUGGACUCACCUAUCACCCUGCACAGCCAUUGGUAACAGACCCAUCUGCAAGGGAACUCUUCCCCAAUCGACCAAAAGCUGCGUCGUCAAACUACGUACCUUUACGAGCUAACACACACGAUAACAGACUUAUCAACACUCCUGGAGCACAUUGUCUACCAGAACAAGCAUGGAAAGACACCGUUCAUUCAUGGGAUUAUUCUCCAGAACCUACCUCAGCGUUUGAUAGGAAUCUGCUUCCUCCCGAAGUAGAUCAUACGCAACAUACAGGAGCUCGUCAUGUAGAUCAGUGUUCGGACUUUGCGAAAUUCCUUCUCAAAAAGGAUCUUGUUCUUACAAGACUUUCUAAGUUUGAUGACCGACCUGAAAACUACCUAGCUUGGAAACACAGUUUCAAAUCAGUGAUGAAGGAGCUUGACAUUAGCGCAUCAGAAGAAUUGGACUUGCUCGUGAAAUACUUGGGCCCUAGUUCAACUGCUCAGGCAAUAAGCGUUAGAUCAUCGAAUCCAACAGAUCAUCAGAGAGGACUCGUUCGUAUAUGGAAUCGACUAAAUGACCGGUAUGGCAGCCCACAAGUGAUAGAGGCUGCACUAAAGCGGAAACUUGAAAACUUUGCUAAAAUCGGUGUUAGAGAAAAGGAGAAACUUUACGUACUCUCGGAUAUUCUCUCAGAGAUUGAGUCAGUGAUGGAGGACUCACAGCUCAGAGACUUGUUAUCGUACUUUAACACUUCCUCUGGUACAACACCUAUUGUCGCAAAGUUACCGCCAUCUCUGCAGUCCAAAUGGAGAGACAGAGCCGUGAAAUAUAAGAACAGACACAAGGUGGCUUUUCCUCCCUUUAGAGAGUUCAGUGAAUUUAUUCGUGAACAGAGUAUUAUCUGGAACGACCCUGGAUUUGUAUUCUCAUGCAAUCCACAGCCAGUUCAGACAGGAAACAGGGGACUCAGUGUGAAUAACAGGAAAACAGCUGUGAGAGACUCUAUCAAUUCUCUGGGAUCAAAGUGCCCUAUACAUAAUGCAGAUCAUAGCUUACAGGACUGUAAGGGAUUUCUAAAGCUCUCUAUGACAGAAAGGAAGAAGUUCUUGCGAGACCGCAAUUUGUGUUUCAAGUGUUGUGAGUCUACGAGUCACCGCGCAAAGGACUGUAAUGUGCCAGUUAAAUGUAGAAUAUGCUCGAGUGAUAAACAUUCCACAGCACUGCAUGUUGGUGUUACCCAUAGGACUCAAGGCAAUCCCGAGCCUCAGGUCAGUGAAGCAGCCGAGCUCCAUGGCGGGGAGCCACAAACGUCUUUGUGUACGGAAGUAUGCGGACCAGGAUUUUCUGGGAAAUCCUGCGGGAAAGCAGUACUUGUGCGUGUUUACUCCGCUGAAACGCCUCAGAACUAUUAUCAUACUUACGCUCUUAUCGACGACCAGAGCAAUAGGACACUGGCCCGUUCAAAACUUUUUGAUGCUCUGUGUAGCCCUAAGACAGAGUCAGUGCAGUAUACCCUGUCAACUUGUGCUGGACGCUCAACCGUGACUGGAAGACAGAUAUCUGGACUUACUAUAGAAUCACUAGAUGGGACAUAUAGAAUUGGUCUUCCACCAGUUAUCGAAUGCAAUAACAUUCCAAAUGAUCGUCAAGAGAUCCCUACACCAGAUGUGAUCACACAUUUUGAACACUUGAAAGGUAUUCAGAUCCCACCUCUUGAUGAGAAGGCAAACAUUUUACUUCUUAUUGGAAGAGACUUACCAGAAGUACACCAUGUAUUGGAACAGAAGACGGGGCCAAGGACUGCUCCAUUUGCCCAGCGGCUACCACUUGGUUGGGUAGUGAUCGGUAACGUUUGUCUAGGAGACACGUGUACACCAUCAACUGUAGCUAGCGUCAACAAAACUACAAUCCUGAGUAGUGGACGACCAUCUGCAUUUGAACCAUGUGAUAAUCACUUAGCUGUUUCAAUAAAUACUGGGAAAGGUGACAGAAUUGGACAGGAUGUGUUUGUUCGGACAAAGGAUGAUGAGAAUGAGGGAUACUCUGUCGAGGACCGACGGUUCAUGAAAAUCAUGGAUAAGGAGUUUAAGAAAACACCAGAUGGUCAUUGGGAAGCCCCAUUACCAUUUAAGGAGUCAGGUUCCGCUUUACCCAAUAAUAGAGAGGAAGCGCUGAAACGUGCACGGAUCCUACAGAAGAGUCUUCAAAGAGACCCUGUGAAACGGGACCAUUUUUGCACUUUCGUGACAAAGCUGCUGCAGAAUGGACAUGCAGAAGUGGCGCCACCACUUGAUGCAGAACAGGAGUGUUGGUAUCUACCGUUAUUCGGAGUGUACCAUCCACGGAAAAGGGACCAGGUUAGAGUGGUUUUCGAUUCCUCAGCUAACUACAAGGGAAUCUCACUAAACGCCGUUUUGAUGUCAGGACCUGUGCUUAUGAACAGUCUAGUUGGUGUCCUACAUCACUUCCGCAAGGAGCCAGUUGCUGUAAUGGCCGAUAUACAGCAGAUGUUUUAUGGAUUUUUCGUGACAGAAAAUCAUCGCAAUUUCUUGCGCUUCUUUUGGCACCAGGACCAUGAUCCCCACAAAGAGCUGUUUGAGUAUAGGAUGUGCGUCCACGUUUUUGGAAAUUCCCCUUCUCCGGCGGUUGCGACCUAUGGUCUCCGUCGUUGUGUGGAACAAUCUGAGGAUCCGGAAGUGAAGGAAUUUGUUAACAACCAAUUCUAUGUGGACGAUGGUUUGGCAUCCUUCCCAACAGAAGAGGAAGCUAUAAGUGUAUUACAGAAGACACGAGAGACUCUGUUUCAAGAGGGACAACUUAAGCUCCACAAGAUAGCGUCCAACAGUAAGACUGUCAUGAACAGCUUUUGCACAGAGGACUUAGCAAGUGACUUAAAAACUUUAGAAAUUGCUAAGGCUGACUUACCUUUGCAGCACAGUCUUGGACUGGUCUGGGACCUCAACACAGACACAUUCACAUAUCGAGUGCGGGACGGUGAGAAGCCAUUUACCAGGAGAGGCGUGCUGUCUGUGGUCAAUAGUCUAUUUGACCCCCUCGGAAUGAUCGCACCAGUCGUACUCCAGGGAAGAAUCCUGAUGCGUGACUUGAUAGCUGAGACUAUAGAUUGGGACGACCCAUUACCAGAGUGUCGCAUAAAGGACUGGAGGAAUUGGAAGGACUCUUUAAAAUCUCUAGAACAUCUUCAGGUUCCCAGAUGUUUACUUCAGCAUUCCUACAAGGACUGUGAUGUGAAAUGUCUGCAUGUGUUUUCAGAUGCCUCAGAGCAAGCGAUUGCUGCUGUCGCAUUCCUGCAAGCUAUUGACAGUAAUAGAACUAUUCGUAUAGGCUUCACAUAUGGGAAAUCCAAGAUAGCACCAAAACAUGGCCACACCAUACCGAGGCUUGAACUCUGUGCGGCAGUGUUGGCUGUUGAAGUCGGUGAGAUGGUAUCUCAACAUCUCGGACUUGAAUUGAGUGACAUUCAGUACUAUUCAGAUAGUCGAGUAGUGUUAGGAUAUCUACAGAAUGCAAGUAGACGGUUCUACAUUUACGUCAGCAACCGUGUUGCAAGGAUCCACAGGUCAUCUCAACCUGAUCAGUGGAACUACAUAAGUACCGAGAUAAAUCCUGCAGACUCAGGAACAAGAAUCAUGUUGGCAUCUCAACUUCAGGAUAGUUCAUGGCUGAAAGGUCCGGACUUCUUAUACACAGAAACUAAGUCUGAUUUGAGUGAAGGUUUUCAUCUUGUCAACCCUGAGAGUGAUCGAGAGAUUCGUCCUGAGGUUACUACAUGCAAGACCAACACGGAUGGCAUGGAAACAGUAGGAUAUCUCAGAACAUCUCGUUUCAAGCGAUUUUCCAGUUGGAAAUCUCUCUUAUCUGCAAUAAGAGUGUUGCUGCGAUUUGCAACAAAGUUCAGAAAGAAGAACAAAGAGACUAAAACUAAUGACACAGAACUUAUCCAGCAGGCAGAGGACCAAAUUGUUAGAGCAGUGCAGCUAAAUACCUACCCUAGAGAGACUGAAGCUCUAAUGGAUGGCAGACCCAUACCGCGGACAAGCUCCAUUCUAAAGCUUGCGCCCUUUAUAGAUGACGAAAGGAUCAUGAGAGUGGGAGCUAGACUCCAGAUAUCAGACCUACCAUAUGAUGAGAAACAUCCAGUCUUGAUUCAAGGAAAACAUCAUGUUGCAUCAUUGAUUGUUAGACAUUUCCAUAAACAGACAGUUAUGUGA
Molecule: messenger RNA, 4557 nt
Organism: Saccostrea cuccullata (small rock oyster)
Lineage: Eukaryota; Metazoa; Mollusca; Bivalvia; Ostreida; Ostreidae
Exons: 1
Coding region: 1-4557 (1518 amino acids)
Source: RefSeq, a predicted model, not a curated record